AGUUAACGUGGUUUUCUCCACGUCCGCCAUUUUAUGUCGCCAACUUCGGUGUGUUGAUAAGCUGGCGACUCAUUAAACGAGUAUUUUGUAUAAAUCUGCCUUCAAUCUUAUCGUUAGCAAGUACCAGAAACUACCAAACACCACUGAAGAAGGUUGCGAGAAACUUUGGUCUACGUUCCACAGAGGCUUUAAGAUGGGCGGACUUCAGUCCCUGUUCCAGAAGCUGUUUGGCAAGAAGGAGAUGAGAAUAUUAAUGGUUGGCCUGGAUGCUGCUGGAAAGACCACCAUCCUGUACAAGUUGAAACUAGGAGAAAUUGUCACAACCAUCCCAACAAUAGGUUUCAAUGUUGAGACUGUGGAAUAUAAGAACAUCAGCUUCACAGUGUGGGAUGUUGGAGGUCAGGACAAGAUCCGACCUUUGUGGAGACACUACUUCCAGAACACUCAAGGCUUGAUCUUCGUAGUCGACAGUAACGACAGGGAGAGACUUCAGGAAGCUAAAGACGAGCUCAACAGGAUGUUGAACGAAGAUGAGCUGAGGGAAGCAGUGCUGCUUGUGUUUGCCAAUAAACAGGAUUUGCCAAAUGCCAUAAACGUGGCUGAAAUGACAGAGAAGCUCGAGCUUACAUCAAAGAGUAAUCGCCAAUGGUAUAUCCAGAACACGUGUGCCACAUCUGGCGAUGGGCUCUACGAAGGCCUCGACUGGCUGUCAGCAAGGUUGCAGAAGUGAUUAAACGGACCAUCAUCGCAAGUUGUAUAGUAUAUCAUGCAGACUCGUACACAUUCUUCAGUCUUCCCUUGCACGGGUCUACCAUCACCUGCCAGUACAUGUUGUACAUUGACUGCACAUAUUGGGAAGUAGUUCUUGUAAUGUUGGUGAUGACUGCAGACUUUGUGUGUGUCUGGUGUAAUAAAAUCCAUAUCCACUUGGAGACAGGGGUAUCCCUUCAAUGUGGUCCAUGUAUACAAAUUCCUUUGGUCCUGACGUGAGAGAGUGAAGGACAAACUUGCGACAACCCAGAACAUAGUGCAUCUGUGAAUUCUUCAAGCAAAUAAGCAAAUCUUCAAUUUUAAAAUACAAUCACCGAUGAAUAUUGGUUUGUUUCAGGCUAUCCAUUUCUGAUUGUGAUUCUCAAAAUUUACUUUCAUGAUGUUUUACCAAAAUACAUUCCAAAUUUUAUAUAUAUAUAUACAGCACAAGCAUAAAUUUUUUUUUCCAUACCUCAGGUUGUAUUUUACACAGAAAUUGAAAGUUAUCGAAGGUCUUUUCGUGUUUAUGACAAGAGGAGACGAGGUCACACACUCUGUGUGGCUUACGACAAAUAUUCUUUCCACCGUGUGUGAUAUGUGUUUCUUGUAGUUGUUAAUAUGUGAUGUUUGUGUGAAUGUUAGAUGGAAAGAGUCCAACUUUCUAUGCAUGUCCCAUGUGUUACCUUGGUCAGCUCUUACGAAGCUUGUCAUCGAGGGACACACCGUUUUCAUGAGUAUUAAAAGAGUUAACUUUAACGAUCAUUGAAGAAGAAAUCACAAAGUGUUAAUUAUUCUGUUUUCAGAAAUAAUCAGAAAUAUCUGUAUCAGAUCAUUGAAUGGGAUAAGUAUGUCCCUCAGAAUAAGUGUUUACGAUAAUCAUGUCAGUUUUUUUAUGGAAUAUUUGGACUAUCUAGACUUAUGCCUCUGUUUCUAACAAAUACCAGGUGUAUUCUAUUUCAUACGGUUUUGUUGGACAAUGUCAAAGAUUUUGAAAUACUUGUGUAUAUGUAAGCCCCUUACUUCUUAAGUUUCACUAUUUCCUUAGAUGGUGUCUUAGUGUCAUAAAAACAGUCCUUGUGGAGCAAAGGAGAAUACCUAUUAUUGAGUUCGCUGCAUUUUCUAAACAUUGUGCGGUGACCUUAUGCGAAGAUGUUCUUUGUGCUGUCACAAGUUACACUUUAAGCAUCACCUUCAUCUAAGGAGUGACCUUGUCUGCGACAAGAUAAUCACAUUCCUUUAAAAUGGUUUUGUUGAUUUCAUUGUAUUAUUUUAGACAAUUUUGUGAUGGAAAAAUUUAUUUAUUCAUGGUUCCUGUCAGUAUUUGCUAUCAGUAGUGAGUGUUGUAAAGACUGGUUUAAUCUUUUCAUUGUGAUCAUCGUGAUCAUUGUGGCAGUCAGUUCCUGCUUCCUUGAUGGUAUGCGACAGGACUCAAGAGCCACUGAUGCUGUGAAACAAUAAUCUGGAAAAUAUAUUGUCAUGAUCAAUAUUGAAUUGUUCGUCUUUGUGAAGAAUUCAAUAUUUGUUUGUCGACCUUGUCAUUUUUUAUGAAAAAUUCUAAAUAGCCAUGUCGGUUUAAUAUUUUCUGUGACUAAAUCAUAAUGGAUCUCCAUAUUCUGUGAGUUGCCACCUUCCACUUUUCUUAUUUUAUCACAUCCCUGAACGUAUAGUUCAUGCUUGAAGAGUAUUUUUAAAUUGGGUUUCAAUUCUUUUUGUAAAUUCUUUUGUUACCUGGUUGCCAAAUGAUUGGAGUUGUAUCUUAAACUGAACCGUAGACAUGUAUAUCAUUUGUGAACAACAGUCGCUAGUUUUAUGCAUUGGUUUUUAGCUUCCCAAACUUUGGGUUUACAACAUAGGUAGGUUUUGCAGCAAUUAAUAUGCACCCUACAAAAGCCUAAUAUGACAGUGGGGUAGCCUCGUGGUUAAGGCGUUCGCUUGUCACGCCGAAGUGCUGGGUUCGAUUCCCACAUGGGUACAAUGUGUGAAGCCCAUUUCUGGUGUCUCCCGCCAUGAUAUUGCUUGAAUAUUGCUAAAAGCGGCAUAAAAGCCAACUCGCUCACUCACUCACUGUGACAGCAAGCCUGGGUGUUGAAUCAUCCACUGUAUGCUUGGUAUCCUUCAGGUUUUCAGUAAUAUUAAUGUAAACAGAACAUGCGUGGAAAUAUUAUCCCUUACUGAUAUGCUGCUGUAGCUUAGAGUUACAGCUUUUUCCUAGAUAUUUUUUAACAAGGCUUCAGGACUUGCAUGCACAUCACAACUUUUCUUUAGAAGCAGGGACCGCUUCUGCAAACUGAUCUUAACACUGUGGCUUCCUAAGUCUGUGUAAAGGGUUGGUGUUAGAUCUUAGUGCUGCCAUCGGUUUGUGAAACAGGUCAAUGAGAAGAUCACGACUGUGUAGGUUUAUGAAACAGAGACUCCACAGUUCGAGCUAGAAUUGUUUUGUGAAAGGAUGUCUGUGGUCUCUCAUACAACCUGUGUUUGAAAUUAAGCAUGGAGUUCAAGGGAGUGUUGUCAGUACCGUAUCGUUAAAGGUUGAUGAUUCAUGGAGUCUCUUGAUGCAGAUUCCAUAGACAAGCUGAACUAGCCCCUUAAUUUCAAACACUUUUAACAUUGUGAUUGUUGCUGCUGUCAUAAAUCUGUUUGUGUGAGUUACAAAAAUUAUAGGAGUACUAUUGUACAGAUGUUUGGGGAUCCAGGUGAAAAUGGUCCUCGAAGGUUGAAUUCCAGUACAUUGAGCCUAUGGCAUAAAUUGUAUAUGUUAUUCAAGGUCAUUGAUCAAAGUUGUCAAAAAGGAUUUUAAGUUGAGGGGAUCUGAAGUCAACUGUACACUUCACGAAAUUGGGAUCCGAAAAUGUGAUGACUAGACAUAUUUUGUGCCUGUUGCACAUUGUUUGAAGGUGUUUUGUCAUUCCAUGUAUGUCUAGUCCAGGGGGUUAGACAUCAUUGCUGCCAGUGGGUGUAUCUAUAUCUUGUGUAUAUUAUAGAGAUAAUCAAAUAAGUGAACUAAAUGCUAUCAACUAAUCAUCCUCCAAUAAAGCAGUUUCUUCAAACA
Haliotis rubra (blacklip abalone) is the source of this 3799-nucleotide messenger RNA. Its product is annotated as ADP-ribosylation factor-like. Bases 194 to 730 code for a protein of 178 amino acids. The record is from RefSeq and is a predicted model, not a curated record. Gene Ontology annotation, biological process: vesicle-mediated transport; intracellular protein transport. The transcript has 5 exons. Gene Ontology annotation, molecular function: GTP binding; GTPase activity. Gene Ontology annotation, cellular component: cytoplasm; plasma membrane. Lineage: Eukaryota; Metazoa; Mollusca; Gastropoda; Lepetellida; Haliotidae.